CCUGCUUCCCCUACUCCAUCAAGGAGCACGGUGAGGCGUGGAGCGCAAGCGCUGUGGGGCUGUCAAACCAGUAAAGUCGGUGUAGUGGUUCUGCAUAUUUGGAAUUUGGAACUUGCAGUGAGAUGUUUAGGAGCCUGACUAGAGUGGUCAGACCAGUGCAUUGGUCAGCGGGGCUAUCAGAGGUCAGACUUAUAAAACAUGCACCAGUUACAAGUCUUUUAAUCUGCAAAAACAUGUCAUCCAAAAAGUUUGGGCUCUCGAAAAAGCUCAUUGGAACUGAAAAAAAUAUAUGGGUGGAGUUCGGGAAACUAGCAACAGAAUGUAAAGCUCUCAACCUGGGUCAGGGGUUCCCGGACUUCAAGCCUCCUGAGUAUGUCCUGGAAGCACUGGAGACCUGCGCGAGCGGCAGCUUCUCCCUCAGCCAGUACACACGCAGCUUCGGUCACCCUCGACUCGUGAAUGCCUUGGCUAAGGUCAACUCACCACUGAUUGGACGAAACAUUGACCCUAUGACCCAGGUGUUGGUGUCUGUUGGGGCGUACGGAGCACUGUUCAGCGCGAUACAGGGAAUGAUCAAUCCCGGAGACGAGGUGGUCAUCAUCGAACCAUUCUUUGACUGCUAUGAGCCCAUGGUGCGAGUGGCUGGAGGAACGCCAAGAUUUGUCCCCCUUAGACCGAAAAGUUCUGGCGACUCCUCAUCAAGUGGGGACUUCACUCUGGACCCCCAGGAACUGGAGAGUCAGUUCAACGAGAAGACGAAAAUCAUCAUUGUCAAUACACCCAACAACCCACUUGGGAAGGUGUUCCUACGGGAAGAGCUGGAGAUGAUUGCGGCCCUGUGUAAGAAGUACAACGUGGUCUGUGUGGCGGACGAAGUGUACGAGUGGAUGACCUACCCAGGACAUCAGCACAUCAAAAUAGCCUCCCUCCCAGGUAUGUGGGAGCGCACUCUGACAAUCGGCAGCGCGGGGAAGACAUUCAGCGCUACAGGUUGGAAACUGGGCUGGACAAUUGGACAACAUCUGAUAUGACACGGGGUAUAUGUGAACUUUGUUUUUUAUCCCCCAAGGAAGCUGUUGCGAUAUCGCUUUGAAAAGGAGUUAUCUCGUCUGGAGUCACCUGACUGCUAUUUCCGGUCGCUGCCAGCGGAGUUGUUGCCGACGCGGGACAUGCUGGUGAAGACUCUGAAGGAUCUGGGCAUGACACCCAUCAUACCUGAGGGGGGAUACUUCAUCAUGACGGACGUCUCCAAGUUCUCUGCUCCAGAUGAUGGAAGCGGGGACCCUAAAGAUUUCCAGUUCGUGCGAUGGAUGACACGUGAGAAGAAAUUGGCAGCCAUUCCACCUUCAGCCUUCUAUAGUAAGGAGCACAAAUUCAUGGCAGAGAAAUAUAUACGGUUCUGCUUCAUUAAGGAGGACAGUACUCUGGAGAAGGCAGCCAAGAUCCUCCAGGAGUGGAAGGCAUCCCUAUAAUGUCCUCCUCCUCCUCUCCCCCUCUCCCUCCACAGCCUGCUCCAUACUUCCCUACUGGAUCCUAAUGCCUGCUUUCUCACAGGAUCUUGUAGAGUGGUCUGGUGAUCACAGCCUGCUCCAUACUUCCCUACUGGGAUCCUAAUGCCUGCUUUCUCAUCAGGAUCUUGUAGAGUGGUCUGAUGACCACAGCCUGCUCCAUACUGUGGGAUCCUAAUGCCUGCUUUCUCACAGGAUCUUGUAGAGUGGUCUGAUGACACAGCCUGCUCCAUACUUCCCUUAAUGGGAUCCUAAUGCCUGCUUUCUCACAGGAUCUUGUAGAGUGGUCUGAUGACCACAGCCUGCUCCAUACUAAUGCCUGCUUCUGUCAUCAGUACUAUUCAAUGCUUCAAUACUGAUGUAUGCGUCAAUAAUACUCAAUACUCCAGUACUGCUUUAUGCUUCAAUACUACUAAACUCCUUGGGAGAUUAGUGACUCUUCUGACAGUGGGGUAAGAGUAAGUUUGUCACAUGUACACUUCAUGUCUUCUCCAGGGAAGUGUAUUUCAUUGUUGUUACAUAGGAUAUAGGAUAGGGCUAGGGGGAACCUCUGUCCAAGGUCUGUAACCCCUGUCUGUGAUCUGUAACAAGCUAAAACCUAGAGAGUAAAACCUGUUUGUGACGAGCCUAAAGGUAAGAGUGGAUGGUGCUGACUAGGAGGCGGAGAGGCAACUGUAACUGUCUCCAUGGCGACUAUGUGAUCUUCACUCCAGCUACUUGAGAUUGUCAAUGUGAUAUUGUUUGUAAUGCAAUAUGGAGAAAUAUUGUCAGGAAUUAUUAUACAGUGUCCCCAUAGUUCUCUCUCAACCUUAGUUUACUUGAAAUCAGUUUUAUACUUUGAGAAUUAUUUUUUUGUUUUGUUCCUGGGAUUUGUUUGAUGUUUUGAAGAUAUUUAUUAGAAGUCAUGGUUUUGUUUUGUUUUUCUGAAGACUUACUGAAAAUCACUGUAAAUGAGAAUGUCAUGUUUUGUUGCUAUAAUAUAGCAAUAGAUAUUUGUUUUAAUGGUGAGUGUGUUUGUGAGCAUGUGUGAGAACAUCCUUGUUUUACAGGAUAUUGAUAUCAACUCAAUGUAUCAUCAUGUUACUGCAUUUGUUUCCACUCAACCAAUGUCAACAGAAAAUAUGUGUUUGUGAAAAUGAUGUUUGGACCACAAACAAAAUACCAAAUCAAAUGAUCUAUAAGAGAUGGUGUGUAUCUCAUAAGUUUUAACUGUAUUAUAAUCCACAUGUAACACUAACAUUUGACUGGUAUCUUCACCAUAAGCUGCUAUGGGGUAGCCCAGUGGUUAAAGCGGUUGCCUGUUAUUGUUAUUCCAUGGAUCAAUUCCCAACUCGGGCACCGUGUGUGCAGCCCAUUUCUCUUGUACCAAAUGGAGAUUGACAUUGCUAGGGGCAUAUCUGGAUGCUAAUAUUGUGGGAAUAAGCCCAGCUAUACCUAUGCUCUAAUAAGCUCCCACUGACUAGCUUCUUAACCAGUCUGUCAGUAGUCACCGUACUAUUGCAGAUUCUUCCUAGAAAACAGGUCAGGGGAAAGGGAAUAUAGGUGUUAACUAUGGAAACGUUAGUUAUAUUUACAGUUGAAGUAAGUUUAAUAGGCAACCCAUUUGUCAGUUUUCUAAGCACCAAGAGCAUUUAUUGGGGCAAGUAUGGUAUGUCCUCCCUCACUACCUCAUUCUUCUCAUUGGACUUAAAUGGAUUUGGGGUGAUCUGCCUGUGUGGCUGGACUGAUCGCUUGUUUGUUGUCAAUGGUAACGAUUGUAACUCAUUCUUUCACUCUCUGAUUGGCCAGGAAUUGGCUCAUCACAUGCUGGGAUUAUACAGCAGGAAUAUAUGUGACUGUAGCAUCUCGCUGUGUUUACCCGCCAAUAAAAAAGUAUAUUACCUAGAUGGAUGGUCAGGGACAGUAUGCAUAUUAUUAUUCGGACAUGUAAAUAAUGUCUCAAAUUGAUUAAAACAUCCAGAAACUGCAGAAAUGUUGUCCUAAGUUUCCAAGUUAACUUAUUAACCAAAUUAGCUGCUGUUGCUAUAUCUCUAACUCAACUCAGUAUUUGUCUUGCUCAUUGGGAUGAUCUGAUUGGCUGGGUGUAAAUAGGGUCAUAUUUAACCAGGGUGUGAUACUGUGCCAGAUGAGGCCAAGGUAUUUGUCAAAUUAGAGGGGAUAUAAAUACAUAUUCAGGACUGUAUGGUCUAAUAUUGGCAUUGUGUUUUUUAACAGAUCUAAACACGUCAGUAUUGAGGGGCCACUUAGUUAAAGGUAUUAAAAAUAAUGCAGUUCAGUUACAUCUGGAAUGAACCAGUUUAUAUCUACUGGUACUUGUAUUGCAUGGCACAGCAUGGGAUAAACCUCUUGUGUUCUGGUGUCUUUGGGAUAUCAAAAUCCAGUUUGGCACUUUUGAUCGUUUCUAAUAAUUGUUCAUUCUUUUUUAUAAACAAAACAGCGUCCAAUUUUUGUUGCAUGGUAAUAAACAUGUUCUUAAACUGUUAAUCCUAUUUUACUCCUACUCAGACUUAAAGAUACAUGUACUUGCUGCGAUAUGUUCACUUCUUUGAAAGGCAUUUUAGAAGUUGUUAAGAUGAAGGAAAAUUAAGUUCUAUGGAUAGUCAACUCCUUUAUUGCAUAGAGUGUGACGUUUUGGUGUAGGUACUAACACCGUUAUCAAGCAAGUGAUGAUAACUUGCUUGAUAACAGUAUUAGUACCUACACUGAAACGUUGCACUCAUUGCAAUAAAGAAGGAUAUGUUCUUGUUUGAUACCCUACACACCUGGGUGACCCUUCAGUAAUGAUGAGGAGUAUGAUUGGCUGGCUGGUGUGGUCCAGGUUAGAAUAUUUACAGACAACUGUCAUAUAGCUGGAACAUUGUUGAGUUAAACAAGAAUCAAAUGAUAUCCGAGGGUUUCAAGUUGACCUUUAUUGUACCACCAGCAAUGAGAGUUAAUGCUUUGUAUUAAAUCCUUAUACAAA
Messenger RNA from Haliotis rubra (blacklip abalone), 4470 nucleotides. Its product is annotated as kynurenine aminotransferase-like. NCBI's taxonomy places the organism in Eukaryota, Metazoa, Mollusca, Gastropoda, Lepetellida, Haliotidae. Gene Ontology annotation, molecular function: pyridoxal phosphate binding; L-kynurenine:2-oxoglutarate transaminase activity. Gene Ontology annotation, biological process: biosynthetic process. Gene Ontology annotation, cellular component: cytoplasm; mitochondrion. The record is from RefSeq and is a predicted model, not a curated record.